AUGAAGCUUAUCACAAGCAGUCUGGAUGAAUGUAUUCGGCGUCAUCUGGUGGCAUUGGGGUCGGCAAUCUCGCAUCUACAUCGGGUUUUCAAGGAAACUGCUGGCGACGCAAAUUCUCUGUGCAAAUGUUCACCGCUGUCUGAUUCGGUUAGCCGCACGCCAUCUGCACCCUAUUCAGCUCCAUCGGAGCCUUCUUCACUUACCGGUGCCCCCAUGUCCACCACUGAACCACUCACUUCCAAACCGAUCUUACCUCUUGCGAGUGUUCCAGAUCUCAUUUGCUCUGCCAGUAUUCUCUCCUCUUCGUCAACUCAACGGCCCCUCGAGCCAACCGUUCUCGUGGAGUGCCAAACUUCCAGCUCAGCGGUCAGCAUUGAUUCAUUUGACGACCGGGCUGAUUCUCCGGCUGUUUCUCCGGCUCAUCUCCAUCGUUCCCCCCUCAUCGCUUCUCAUCUUCGAUCAGCUGGUGAUCUGCCAUCACUCCAUCAGCCUACGUCAUUUUUAUCUUCUUAUCAGACACCUUCAGCAUCAACGGAACAGUUUGAUGAAAUCCAUUCUGAUAACCAACCUGUUUUCGGCAAUCAUUCAGAUCCUUCCCCCACUUCCUUCGUCUUCUCUUCUGAGUUGCCGGAUGGCGUUCACUCAUGUUCUCUCCGAGCGCAGCAUUUUUCUGAGGAUGUUUCCGUUCAAACCGGCGUUUCUCCCAGCCCCACUCCCCUCAAUCGCCGGCCAGACUCAAACCGGUGCUCGAGAUGUCGAAGACGAACAGGCCCGGUUGGUGGUUUCAGUUGCCGAUGUGGACGCUGGUUCUGCAUCAAACAUCACCACCCCGAAGAUCACUGCUGUGAUUACGACUUCAAGACGAUGAAGCCUGCUCAUUCCACGAUAUCGGUUGCAAUUCCGCCAGUCAUCACAGAUUCCGUUCGCCGUUAAUAUGCAGUGCGUCUACUUCGUUUGGCGGACAUACACGGUCUGCUUUGCCGCCAUCUAUGUCGCUGUCGCUUGUUCUUCGUGUUGUCUUUGUCCGUGUUGAGAACUGGUUUCCUCUUCUCUUCCAAAGUACUGCUAUUUUUUGCGUCGUGAGCAAGCUGGUAGCGAUCAACCCCAUUCCUCACUGUUUCUGAUACAUGGAGGAAUCUGGAAAGUCUGACUCCAACGUCUCAACUGACCACACCCUUCAUCGACCAAACCAUUUAUCUGUGUUUGUUUCAUCACACACACUUUCUUCCUGCGUGUUAGCUCCGAAGCGCCUCCUAGCGUCCAUCAAAUUACUCCUUUAAUCAUGGAAUGCUUUGUCCACUUUUGUACAACGCAACUUUUGCUACUCUUGUUCUCAUUUGCCUUGCACAACCUGUGUAAGUUUUAUGUGCAUCCAUGUUGCCGUGCUGUUUUUGCUUUUCGCCGUUCCUCCAUUUUAGUCCGUUUCCUCUUUGUACACAUGUUUUGAGUGUACAACUUCGGUAUUCGCUAGUGGCUGAAUAGAUUUCAACCGGUCUCUGCUG
This is a messenger RNA of Dicrocoelium dendriticum, 1502 nucleotides long. The record is from the annotation of a GenBank genome assembly. Lineage: Eukaryota; Metazoa; Platyhelminthes; Trematoda; Plagiorchiida; Dicrocoeliidae.